AUGCCUACCUGGACUCACAUCAAGAUCCCCGAGACUCCUUCUCCGAAUUACGUGGUGGUGAGAAACAUCUCUCCUGAAUCAUCGGAAAAAGCAGUGAAAGAAUUCUUUUUAUUCUGUGGACAGAUCAAGGAAUUUGAACUCACAAAAGAUGAUGACGGUGUGCAACAAGCUGCCCUGAUUAACUUUGAGCGUGACAACGCGGCCAAAACAGCCGUUCUCUUAAGCAAUGCAUUGAUUGACGACAGCCAUAUUACGGUGAACCCUUACUUUGAAAUGAGUCCAGCCGAAGAAGGCGAGAAGAAGGAGGAAACAGAACAGCACGAGCGACAGGAGACCAAACCCAAGUCGCGUAUUGCUGCUGAAAUCUUGGCGAGUGGAUACAUUCUCCAGGACAAUAUUGUCGCCAAAGGGUUGGAAUAUGAUCACAAGUAUAAUCUUUCAUCGCGUCUCACCGGGUACCUAACGACCCUGCAAACGAAUGUGAAGUCGUUUGAUGACAAGUACCGUAUCUGGGAUAAGGCCUUGAAUUUCGAUAACAAGUACAAGAUUCAAGAAAAAGUGCAAAACGCGGCCCAAACCGCUCAAACCAAAGCACAAGCGGCUCUUCAAACCCCCACCGGUCAGAAAGUCCACGAAAUUGCCAAUCAGACCCUCGCACAGAUUGCUGCCGUGCACUACGAAGCCAAGAAGAUUCAGGCAAGUCCAUUUAGUGAAAAACUGGGUGCCUCAUUGAACCAACAGCCGCCUGCCUCUGGUGUGGAAAAUAUCAAGCCUACCGCUUGA
Messenger RNA from Radiomyces spectabilis, 783 nucleotides. RefSeq lists its product as uncharacterized. NCBI's taxonomy places the organism in Eukaryota, Fungi, Mucoromycota, Mucoromycetes, Mucorales, Radiomycetaceae. The record is from RefSeq and is a predicted model, not a curated record. The coding region runs from base 1 to 783 and encodes 260 amino acids. The transcript has 7 exons. Gene Ontology annotation, molecular function: RNA binding.